This is a messenger RNA of Pomacea canaliculata, 2005 nucleotides long. Its product is annotated as arrestin domain-containing protein 3-like. Gene Ontology annotation, cellular component: cytoplasm. The coding region runs from base 256 to 1518 and encodes 420 amino acids. NCBI's taxonomy places the organism in Eukaryota, Metazoa, Mollusca, Gastropoda, Architaenioglossa, Ampullariidae. The transcript is spliced from 8 exons. The record is from RefSeq and is a predicted model, not a curated record. Gene Ontology annotation, biological process: protein transport.
UUCACUUUGCCCCAGUCGCCCAUUAUUGCAACAGUCGGCGUGGUAAAGCGAUUACAACGAGUGUUCUCCCCUCACUUCAUGUCCCGGACUCCUUUACUGCCUCGUUCUGAGAGGAUGGCACCGUGGUGUGAGCUGCCGGGGCCGUCUGAUGUCAAAAUUGUCUACAGUUUCAGCAGCACCUGGAUGGUCGUUUCCAGCAUCGACUGACGGACUCACGUGCGACUCCACGUCCCGUGGCGACCUCACGCGGCCAACAUGAGGAAGGUGAAGGUGUUGGAAAUCGUCCUCAGCAACCCCACUGGGGUCUACUUCUCGGGGCAGAUCCUUCAGGGCCACGUCAACAUGGAGCUGGGCGACAACAUCAAGUUGAAAGACAUUCGUCUGGUGGUGCGGGGCAAAGCCUUCGUCCACUGGACCGAGCAGCUGAUGCGAGGGCCAGGCGAGAGCCGCUUUCGCGAGAUACGUCAUCACUCGGCGAGAGAGGACUACGUUGAUUGGUCGCAGUCGCUGCUGGGUAGAGCACCAUCGUCGGGCUCCAGCACCAAGCGCGAGCUGCCAGCCGGCCAGUACACCUACCCGUUCCAGUUCCAGCUACCCAGGAGCGUGCCGACGUCCUUUGAGGGUCAGCACGGGUACCUCCGUUACUGGGUCAAGGUCACCAUUCAGCGGCCUUGGAAUCACGAUGCGUCGGCCAAAAAGGUCUUCACGGUCAUCUACCCGGUGGAUCUGAACCGCGAUCCUUCAGCCAGUGCAGCAGUGCAGUCGCAGAAGCAGAAGAAGUUGUGCUGUCUGUGCUGUCGCUCGGGGCCCGUCACCGCGGUGCUUGCUGUCGCUCAGCGAGGGUUCGUCCCGGGGGAGACCAUCCACGUGCACGGCGAGGUCACCAACAUGUCGAGACGCAAGAUGGCCAGCUCGUCCGUGGAGCUGCUGAUGACGGUGAUGUACCACACGCCCACCAAGUCGCGGGCGAUGACCCAGCAGGUGGGCAAGGUGAAACGUGGCAACAUACCUGCAGGUGACAGCGACCACUGGGAGGCCGAGAAGAUGGUUAUUCCUCCUUUACCGCCAUCGCAUCUUCACGGCUGCAGCAUCAUCGACAUCAAGUAUCAGCUGCAGCUCCGCGUGGAACCAGUCGGUCCGGCCUUUGACCUCAGCGUUCCUCUGGAAAUUGUCAUCGGCACCAUUCCUCUCAACGCCGUCGUUCAGCGGUUCGUGGCUGCCUAUCAGCUGACCCCGCCCACUCCGCACAGACACGCCCUCCCUGCACUUCCGGGUUACGGUCCUGCGCAUGGGCAUCACGGAGCGGCCCCGGAUGUUACUCCAAAACGAAGUCUUCAUCAUUGUGUUCCCCACGGUUUCGCCCCCUACGUCUUCGGCCACACCAGAGCGCGUGACGAGGACGACGACGAGAACACGAGAGGUGACAGUCACUACACCCCCGCCUACACCUACUACACCUGGCAGCCAGACGACCUGCAACAGCGACGACAACAGACAGGUGUCCGCUUUGCGGCCUGAUACGUGAAGACGAGGCUGGUGCUUCUUUGUCAGUUUUCGUGGACUAAAUCACAGGGAGUGACGUCAGUCCCAGGCUAAAGAAACAGCGGAACGACUUGCACGGAACCCGUUGGCCGGUGGACCAGGGUCCAGGAUCUGGGGGCACAGUGGGUGGCUGAUGUCUAACAGCUAAAUGUCAUGUGAAACAGUUGAUAAGCACGUGACACAUUUAGCUGGACACAGUGUCCACUCGACCCCACGUCUUCCAUUGGUCGACUUGAUGUGUCGUGACCAUCAGCACAUCCGUGACAUUCUAGAGACAAACAUGAGAUUAUUCAAUGGACCAACUGGACGACAAGAGAGACUGUUUGAAAAGAUGAGUGUAAGGAAGAAUGUUGUAAGAUAUUUUUCUUAGCCGAGGGUAAAUUAUUUUUCCACUUGCUUGUACAGUGAUACCUCGGUUCUCGAACGCCUUGACUUUCGACCAAAUCGGUAUUCGACCAGGAAA